GUUUGGGUGUUAAUUGCUCUUUAAAGCAAUAAUAUUACUGUUAAAUGUGUGAAUAGAAAGUUACAGCAUUCAGUAAUUCACUGUGUUUCUGUUUUUCCUACAGGUGUUAAAAUAAUGGCGCUGGUUAAAGAAGAAGCUCAUGAAGAACAGAGUGCUGGUGAGGACCAGCAGGAACCAGAACACCUUCACAUAAAGGAGGAACAGGACGACCUCUGGACCAGUCUGGAGAGAGAGCAGCUACAUUUGAAGGAGACUGAUGCUGCCAGAUUUCUAUUCACUGCUGGUUCUAUAAAGAGUGAGGAUGAUGAAGAAAAACCUCUCGUCUCACAGCUUCAUCAGCAGCAAACAGAAGACCGAGAUGUUCCAGCGAGCAGCUCAGCUGACCAUGUGACAGCAGAAAUGACAAGUCAUUUAGCAACAAGGUCUUCAGGCUGUUGUGUUAGUAAGGAAUGUGUUAUAGUGAAGCAACAUGCAGACUCGUGUAGGGAAGUCCAGAAAAAGACUAAAACGUUUAGUUGUGAUCACUGUGGAAAAGAAUUUAUGGUUAAAUCAAAAUUAAACAGUCACAUGAGAGUCCACACAGGACAGAAGCCUUUUGCCUGUGAUCACUGUGGAAAAGAAUUUAUGGUUAAAUCAAGUUUAAACAGUCACAUGAGAGUCCACACAGGACAGAAGCCUUUUGCCUGUGAGCUGUGUGGACAAAGAUUUAACCGACGAACAAAUUUAAACAGACACAUAAGAAUCCACACAGGACAAAAGCCUUUUGUCUGUGAGCUCUGUGGAAAAAGAUUUAGACAUGAGACAAGUUUAAAAGGUCACAUGAGUGUUCACACAGGACAGAAGCCAUUUGCCUGUGGGCUGUGUGGACAAAAAUUUAGUCAUAAGACACAUAUAAAAGAUCACAUUAGAACCCACACAGGAGAGAAACCUUUUGCCUGUGACCUGUGUGGACAAAAAUUUAGUCGUAAGACAAGUUUAAAAGAUCACAUUAGAAUCCACACAGGAGAGAAACCUUUUGCCUGUGAGCUCUGUGGUCAAAGAUUUUGUUAUAAGGCAAGUUUAAACAGUCAUCAUAUGAGAGUCCACACAGGACAGAAGCCUUUUGUCUGUGAGCUGUGUGGCCAAAGAUUUAGUCAUAAGAAUAAUUUAAACAUUCACAUGACAAUCCACACAGGACUGAAACCUUUUGCCUGUGAGCUCUGUGGACAAAGAUUUAACCAAAAGACAACUUUAAACAGUCACAUGAGAAUCCACACAGGACAGAAACCUUUUGCCUGUGAGCUCUGUGGUCAAAGAUUUCGUUAUAAGGCAAGUUUAAACAGUCAUAUGAGUGUCCACACAGGACAGAAGCCUUUUGCCUGUGAGCUGUGUGGAAAAGGAUUUAAUCGAAAGACCGAUUUAAACAGACACACGAGAGUCCACACAGGACAGAAGCCUUUUAUAUGUGAGCUCUGUGGACAGGGAUUUAGUAAAAAGAUAAGUUUAAACAAUCACACGAGUGUCCACCCUGGACAGAAGCCUUUUGGUUGUGUAACUUGAUGUAAGUGGUUACUUUAAAUAAAUGAUCAAUAAGAUGUGAUAUUCCAUUUAAAUAUGAAAUAUCAAUAUUAUUGAUCUUUUGAAAUUUUAUCCAAAAUAAAACCAGGUCAUUUUAGUAGUUCAGGGAAAAUCACACCUUCGUAAUAUUUUGAGACUGAGCGAAAAAUAGUUUCUAAAAACAAAUUUAAUACAACAUUUCUACUACUGUGUGGGCGACGGUGGCACAGGAGUAAAGUGCUCGCUCCGUAAUCAAAAGGUUGCAGGUUCAAGCCCCUGCUCAGUCUGUCACUGUCGUUGUGUCCUUGUGCAAGACACUUAACUCACCUUGCCUGCUGGUGGUGGUCGGAGGGACCGGUGGCGCCAGUGCUCGGCAGCCUCGCCUCUGUCAGUGUGCCCCAGGGCAGCUGUGGCUACACCGUAGCUCAUCCCCGCCAGCUUGUGAAUGUGUGUGUGAAUGGGUGAAUGACUGAUUGUGUUGUAAAGCGCCUUGGGGGGUUUCUAGGACUCUAGAAGGCGCUAUAUCAAAUACAGGCCAUUUACCAUUUACUAAUGAUGACACGGAACAAAUGAUGAUAAAUUAUGGUUGAAACAAGAUAACUGGGACAAUGAAUGAAAUGAUGGAAUGUGUACUUAGAUGUUAUGUAGCAAAACCAAGUGUCUUAGAAAAUUGUGAUGUCUGGGUUGUAAAAUACGUCUGAAUGUAUGGUUUAACAAUCUCUAUUAAAACACCAUCCCACGCCAGUUGUGCAGAA
Messenger RNA from Nothobranchius furzeri (turquoise killifish), 2291 nucleotides. NCBI's taxonomy places the organism in Eukaryota, Metazoa, Chordata, Actinopteri, Cyprinodontiformes, Nothobranchiidae. The record is from RefSeq and is a predicted model, not a curated record.